This is a messenger RNA of Cucurbitaria berberidis CBS 394.84, 1486 nucleotides long. RefSeq lists its product as uncharacterized. The transcript has 2 exons. NCBI's taxonomy places the organism in Eukaryota, Fungi, Ascomycota, Dothideomycetes, Pleosporales, Cucurbitariaceae. The record is from RefSeq and is a predicted model, not a curated record. Gene Ontology annotation, molecular function: RNA binding. The coding region runs from base 104 to 1108 and encodes 334 amino acids.
ACAUCGACAUAUCAUAGCGGUAUCUCGCCUCAUUAACAAACUCUCUGCGCUUCUCCAUCAUCUUCUUUCCGUUAGAAAAUAGUUGUGUCAUUCGUCAUACGCAAUGGCAGCGCCGAGGAUACUUCUACGGAGUCGUUGUCCUUUGUCCCGGGGCAUCACGACAUCGCGCCUAUCUCGUUCAGUACUUCCAUCAAUCUCGACAACUUUCACGCAACGGAGUCUUACAUCGAGCGCAAGAUCGUGGCAAGACAUCGUCCAUACCCCUGCAACAGGACCAGAGCCCCCUCGCACAGAAUCACCUAUCGUGCCAACAGAGUAUUCUAAACGAUCGAUCGUUUUUCUCACGUUGCCGAAACGGGCAGUCAGGUCGGAUAUUGAGGCUUUAUUACGCAGCAAAGGAUGCGAUAUCAAGAGAAUCCAGCUACGACUCGAUCGCUUCACCUUCCAAAACGACACCAUGUGCUUUGUGGAGUUGGGAAGCGAAAAUCAAGUUUCAGAAGCCGUCCAAACUCUGAAUGGUUCAGUGUUCUUGAAUAAGAAAGUUGUUGUCCGGCCGGCUAAGGAAGACUUUACUUUUGGCCACCAACGCAAUCUGACAAAUAUGGUUGGCGGGUCCCGCUACUUCUACCAGGAGGGAACUAGUGCUUACGAAGCUGGGCGGCCCCUCAUUGAAGGCCGCCGCAUGAUGCUAUGCGUUCAAACUCCCGGUUGGGGCGCAAAGGAUAUGGUUGUUAGCACUCGCAACAAGAAUGCCAUGAGCAUUAUCGAUCAGUACUUUGGAAAGUAUGGCAUUGAGACGCUCGGAGCCCUUCACAACUUCUACGGCGACAAGAAAGAAAACCCUCGUCUGCUUUGCUUCCUGGACUUCAAGACGAAGGAGGGCGCCGACCAAGCUGUAGCGGAACUCCAUGAUACUGAGAUUGAGGGCCGAAGAACCUGGCUCAAAAUUUCCGAACCUGCUCCUUGGAGGGCUCACCAAAUCGGAAAGGUGGAUGAGGCGCUGCUCACCGAGUUGCAGGAGAAGGGUCUUGCGCCUCGGGAGACGUAUAAUGACAAAUUCCUCACUCCAAAGAAGAAGACGUUAUCCGCUGAAGAAAAGGGGAUGUAGGAGGUGCUCAGCUGAGAGCCCUGUCUGUUGCUGGUGCGCCUGGAGUUGAUUAUACUUGUACACACAUGUUUGAUUGUAUUGCAUACAGGCGCAAAAGAACAGUGACCUUCACGCUUUGGCUCUGUGUCAUAAAGGCGUAUAUUGAGUCAGGGCUUUGUACACUAGUAAAAGAACAUGGGACGUUUCCAUCGACGAACCAUGUCAAUCAGAACAUGUCUUUGCUCGCAGGAUGCUUCGACAGUGAUACUAAGCGGAAUUUGUAGGUGAAUUUGUUCGUUGCUACGGAAUACCAGAGUUUGAUGGAGGUCAAAAGAAAUCUUAUAGACGAAAUCGACGGCCUGAAGUUCACAGUUUCGAAAUGCAUCACUACCUUUGUAC